Messenger RNA from Cuscuta campestris, 2115 nucleotides. The record is from the annotation of a GenBank genome assembly. Lineage: Eukaryota; Viridiplantae; Streptophyta; Magnoliopsida; Solanales; Convolvulaceae.
GUUCAAAAAUCUAAGAAUUCCGAGCCGGACAGUUCUAAUAUCGAUGUUAGGGUUUUAGAAGAAACGAUGAAGAUUAGUGCUUGUGUUCAUAGGCACAUCUUCAAAUCGGCAUGUGGAGGAUCAUCCCCUGGUAACAUCCUUUCAUUCCUCCCCAGAUUCCCCUCCCAUUUCUCUGCUUUUCAUGAUGAUGUUGCUGUUAGGCCCAAUAUUCACGAUUCAUACGAAGAACAUAGUAAAUCAAGGUUUUCCGGCAUCAAGAAGCUUGACGAUGCAAUUCUAUUGUGCCGUCACAUGGUCCGGAUUCAUCCCCCUCCCCCAAUAGUCCAAUUCAACCAUCUCUUGAAUGCCAUUGUGAAGAUGGGCCGCUACAGUGAUGCCUUCUCUGUAUUUCAAGAUAUUUGUGCUUCUGGCAUUCAGGUAGAUCAGUACACGCUGACUAUUGCUGCCAACUCGCUCAUCCAUUUGCACCAAGUAGAUUUGGGUUUUGCUAUCUUAGGCACUCACUUGAAGCUCGGCCUAGUACCCAAUGUCAUUUUGUUCACCACCUUACUCAAAGGGUUGUUCCGUCAAGGUAGGGCUCACGAUGCUAUUUGGUUGUUUCACAAGUUAUUGAAUGAGAAGCUGUGCGAGCUGAGUGAAGUCACAUUGUUUGUACUCAUUAAUGGCCUCUGCAAGGCACGACACACUGGCGAGGCUAUUAAGUUUCUUAAUUUGUUUAACGAGAUGGGAAAUUGCAAGCCAAAUGUGUUUGCAUAUAGCACCGUCAUUAAUUCCUUGUGCAAGGAUAAAAUGGUGGAUGAUGCCCUUGUCCUGUUAGCAAAGAUGAUGGAAAAUGGCAUUCAACCAAAUGUUGUGACCUACAAUUCCUUAAUUCAUGGACUAUGUACAUUUAGUCGAUGGGGAGAGGUCAAGGAGUUAUUGAAAAGAAUGGCGGACAAUAGAAUUCCUCUCGAUGGCCAUACAUACAGCAUAUUGGUGGGUGGGUUUUGCAAGGAAGGAUGGGUCAGCGGUGCUGCCGAAAUCAUAGAGAAAAUGGUUCAACAAGGUGUAGAUCCCGACGUAUUCACGUACACUGCUUUGAUGGAUGGAUACCGCUUACAAGGAAAGAUGAACAGUGCAUUGGAACUCUUAAACACCAUGAUUCGUAGGGGAUGCGACCCUAAUAUUCACACUUACAAUAUUCUAAUAAAUGGAUAUUGCAAGAGUGGGUGUGUAGAUCAGGCCAUGGAAUUGUUUGAAAAACUUCCUAGCAUUGGGCUAACGCCAAAUGUUGUUACCUACAGCAGUAUCUUGAAGAGUUUAUUUCAAGCAGGGAGAUGUGAUGAUGCUGAAAAGCUUUUUAACAAGAUGAUAGAAAAUGGUGAAUAUCCAGAUCUUUUCACCUACAAUAUUAUUUUGGAUGGCUUCUGCAAGAACCAUCAUCUACCUCAAGCUCUAUCUUUACUAAGGAUGAUGGAAGCUAAAGGUCCUAUGCCCGAUAUAGUUAGCUACACCACUGUCAUAGAUGCACUGUUCAAAGAUGGAAAGUCAUGGAGUGCAAUAGAACUAUUUGAUGCCCUUCCCUCAAUUGGUCUGCAACCAAAUAAGUUAACUUACACAAGUAUGAUAAGUGGACUUUGCCAAGAAGGCUUGCUAGAAGAUGCAAAAGAUAUGCUCAGAAAAAUGGAGAAAAAUGGUGUUGUUUCAGAUAGUGUGGUAUACAAUGAACUGAUAUUUGGGUUAAUGAAAAAGAAUGAGCACUCUGAUGCUAUAUCACUUUUCGAGGAGAAAUCAAGACUCGGGUUCUCACCUGACAAUCAAACUUUCAAAAUUAUACUCAAGUCAAUCUUACAAGAAGGACCAGAUUCAACUCUGCUGCAUACGCUUCUAGAUAUCAGAGAAAAUGGCCAAAAGUCCAGAUCAUGACAAUUUUCCAGGAGUAUAUAAUUAAGAGUCACAGAGAUCAGUUCUUAAAACAUAUGAUUCAUCUUUUGUCAAAUGCUCAACUAUUUUCCUUAUCUUUUACAUGAGGCAUGUUGCCUUUGUGAUGUGUCCGUACAAAAGACAUCAACACAUUGUUUCAUAGAUAUAGUUCGAGAACAAUAUGGAUCAUUUUGUCGGUUUCUGACAGUCCUC